Lampris incognitus (smalleye Pacific opah) is the source of this 1577-nucleotide messenger RNA. RefSeq names its product tenomodulin (gene tnmd). The transcript is spliced from 7 exons. The coding region runs from base 83 to 991 and encodes 302 amino acids. The record is from RefSeq and is a predicted model, not a curated record. Gene Ontology annotation, biological process: negative regulation of endothelial cell proliferation; negative regulation of angiogenesis. Lineage: Eukaryota; Metazoa; Chordata; Actinopteri; Lampriformes; Lampridae.
UGAAAUGUAGUUGGGACUUCUCGAACGUUAGUAUUUUCCCCUGCCAGAAGGAGUGAAAGGAAUCCUUCUGUGUGCUUGCAUUAUGGAAGUUAGCUCUCAAUCCAGCAGUCAACAGGUUCUGUGGAAAGAUGUUGAGGUGGGGAAAGAGAAGAAAGCCAGGUACCGCAGUUACCAGCGAGGGGCGCUGAUCCUGGGACUGAUUUUCCUGAUUUUGACCCUUGGUAUUUUCACCCUGAGGUAUCUUUGGACCCCGAAUCAGGGGAAGGUGUAUGACCAUCAGUACAAGGCGAUGUUGGAUGGGAUGGAGAUAGACAGUGUCAUGGAGAUUGACCCCAGCCAGCGCAUUGAGAUCUUCAGGAUGGGCAACGGCAGUGAAGAGGUGCUUGAGGUGCAUGACUUCAAAAAUGGAAUCACUGGGAUCCGGUUUGCCCAACAUCAGAGGUGCUACAUCAAGACCCAAACCAGGAAACUUCCUACAGUGACUGAGGUGGAGACUGAGGACACAGAGUUUCUGAUGGGUGACACAGAGGGCAUGGAUGUGAGGGUGGAGGACUCCCAGGUGUGGGUGCCUGCAGAGGAGCCUAUUGCAAGCACAACCUUCCUCCUCAAUUCCAGGAUUUGGGAGAUCUGCCAAGAGCUGCCUAUCCACUGGAUCCAUCCAGCCCCCUUGAGAGAUGCUGAGAUGCAGGAGGGGGAGGAAUGGGAGGCCACAUCUGAUACCCAGGUCACAGGAAAGCGCUCCACUCGCGACGUCAUGGACCAGCUUCCCGUGAAUGACUAUAGAGACAUUGGGCUUGAACUGGAUAAUCGCCUGGAUGAACAAGGCUAUUGCUGCCAGUACUGUCGCCAUGGUAACCGCGUCUGUCGCCGCUACCACGAACCCCUGGGAGGUUUCAACCCAUGGCCAUAUUACUACCAAGGGGGGCGAGUCAUCUGUCAAAUCGUCAUGCCCUGCAACUGGUGGAUCGCCCGUAUGCUGGGGAGGAUCUAAGCUAACCACAAGUUGGGAUGUUUGCUGUCUGGGUUCAACAAUGUUUAUGCCGUUGUUGAUGCAAUUUUCCCUGCAAUCAAUAUUUCCAGACCACUUGUGAUGCCAAAGCAACCCAUUGCACACAAUCAUCAUCCCAUCUGAAAACAGGCUCACUUGUGGUUAGUCUGCUUUGAUAGUCCAAAUGGAGAUUGUUGCAUACUAAUUAUUUCAUAAAAGGUAUUGGAUGUGUCAAAAUGUCUUAUGUGGAAUGCUUAUCUAGCCAGUUAAUCUAGUUUGUACUCUGACCACUGGAUGCAAUUUAGUUUCUAGCAGUUAUUGAUAAAUCUUUGGAAGAGAAAUACAUCAGUACUGUUUUUCAACACUGCUGUGUUUUCAUGUUUUUCUGCCAAGGCUGAAAAUUGGAACAGUUGGUUUAGCUUUUUUGUAGUGAAUGAAUUUCGAACCUGUGUGUCAACACCUCAGUCCCCUUUCUACCAUCUGUUUAGAACGUAUCGCAUACAUACAGUAGAUAUUAUAGACAUUUUGAAAAAAUACACGUUUCUUCUUUGUUUUGAUAUCAGGUUAAGUAGUGUUAUCAUUAAAGAUU